Molecule: messenger RNA, 2268 nt
Organism: Aedes albopictus (Asian tiger mosquito)
Lineage: Eukaryota; Metazoa; Arthropoda; Insecta; Diptera; Culicidae
Exons: 2
Coding region: 252-1277 (341 amino acids)
Molecular function (GO): zinc ion binding; nucleic acid binding
Source: RefSeq, a predicted model, not a curated record
AUUCCAGAGCACGAAGUGGUGAUUUUCUACCAGGUAGAGACAUCCGUUCACGUCGACUGACGGCUCGCGUGUAAGCCAAGGGGCCGCGAGUAGAGUGACCCAUACAGCUUCAGCAAAGGCUGAAGGACUUUCUGGUGAGUUUUUAUUAUUUUUACGUUGUCGGGGAUUCUUCCAGUGUAUCCAGCAGCUGAUACAAGUUGUCUAUUUUAGCUUUGGGAGUGAUUUGUAUUGAUCGUGUUUUUUAGACAACCAUGGCUCAAUCAGCCAUUAAUACUACUUUGGAACCUUUCCGUAAAGGAAACUCUUUUGGGGAUUGGGUGGAGCGUCUAGGGUUCUUUUUUGAUAUGAAUAAAAUUCCUGAUGAGGAAAAACGUGCUCAUUUCAUUACGCUCAGUGGACCCAUUAUUUUUAGAGAGUUAAAGUUAUUGUACCCUAAUAGUAACCUUGCUGAAGUUCCUUAUGAGGAAAUGAUCACUAAGCUAAAGGCACGACUCGAUAAAACAGAGUCAGAUUUGGUGCAGAGAUUAAAGUUUAAUGUGAGAAUACAGCAACCGGAUGAAUCGUUAGAGGAUUUCGUGUUGUCUGUAAAGCUCCAGGCCGAGUUUUGCAACUUUGAAAAUUUUAAGAAAAUGGCUGAUCGCAUUGUUGCCAGGAUCCGGGACAGAGCUCUCCAACAAAGGUUGCUGAACGAAGAGAAGCUAACUUUGGAAACAGCAGAGAAACUUAUAGCGACCUGGGAAAUUGCCAGGAACAAUGCGAAAAAUAUGGAUUAUGGCAACACUGCGGACCAGAUAGCAUCAAUGAAAGCGAAAGGUUUUCCUGGAUCAAGGCUCAAUAACUUAGCAGCUACCUUGCAAUUGGUAGCUAGAACAAACCGUGGUAAUAGAGAUGAUGAGCGAAACCGCGGACCAGUUAAAAGUAGGCUAGGACAUGCUCCAUACCAGCGAGGACAAUGGAAGAGUAAGCAAUGGCAGAGCGGGCGAAGAUCAGACCAGGAAGAAAGAAAUCGCUCAUCGACGCGUCCUGAUUAUUCUCAAAUAGUUUGUGACUUUUGCGGAGUGCAAGGUCAUAUUAGGCGAAAAUGUUUCAAAUUAAAAAACAUGCAUAGAGAUGCUGUUAAUUUGGUUACCCCGAACACCUCUGCAUCUAAUCCGGACGAAUAUUUGAGUGAACUUGUCAACAGGAUGCAAACGGAGACUGACAGUGAAAAUGAAGAUGAUGGUUCUAAUUGGAAGCGUUCCAACCGCAGCACAUCGAGGACAGCUGCGCAUCAGUAAAACCGGAGAAUCCCACGAAAAACCAAACGUCCUUCUGCGCCGGCAACAGCUGGAAUUCCAUGAAGAUGGCGGAGAAUUUCGUGGAUUUUCGGAAGAGGAAAUUGAGAGAACCAAGCCACGCAACAGUAAACAAACAGUGUCCUGCCCGAGAAGCGACGUAUUGGUGCGCCAGCGAACGCUGGUACCAGAAGCCGACUUUGAAAAGUUUCGAGGUGCUCCGGAAGAUGUCAGACGCAGUAGGAAGCGGAGAAUGCUGGUGGAGGAAGCGGCGCAAGAAGUUGAGAGGUCGACUGAUUGCGUUCCGAGACGAUCUAAACGGCUCCGGCGAGCUAACAUUGACAGUGAUUACGUAUACUUGAAUUAAUUCGUGAUUAUUGUCACGUUCUGAAUUGUUAUUGUUGAGCAAAAUGAAUUUUGAAUUCAAUCGAAGUUUCCUUAUUAUAAUACUUAGAGUUUAAGGUUCGAAGUUUUGAAAUAUGAAUUGAUCGCCUAUUGUUAACUAUUUUAAGGGAGAAGAGCUGAUGUGUUUUAUGUUAGAGUGUAAGGCACAUACACUGUUGUAGUUGUUUGUGUCGUUUAACGAACAGUAGCGCGUGCGAUGUUUUCUAGAACAUCCCAGCAGGAGGUCUGAUGUUAGAUUGAAUAAAGCCAUAUCAGCAUUCGAUAUUGAGUGCUCUCCAGAAACAGUCGCAUAUAGUAACACGGUGAAUCACGGUCUUUAAAGUAUAAAAGUCGGUCUUAACAGAAUCGUCCGCCAUUGCUCUGUUGUUAGUAAGAUGCAAAUCUCAACUUCUACUUCAUAUUAUUCACUAAAAAUUUGAUCGUUCAUUUGCUCACUUGUGGUGCACAAUCGACUAAAGUUUCAGCUACGUCAGUGCAGUGGAAAUUGAUAUUUGCUUCUUCAAAAUCGCGAGGCAAAUUGUUAGAAAGAGACGGAAGAUAGGAAAAAUUACACGUCGUCCCGUGCGGCCUCAAUAACCGAAAAUAACUU